AUACGUUUUACAGUGUUAGAUUGGCAAAAAUAUACUUCAACAAAAAUAUAUACAUUUGUUUAUAGAUAAUAUUGCAUUUUUUGUUUGCAUAUGAAACAAACAUGUGGAAAGUUGUGGCUGUAUUGCUACAUUUAGCUAUACUCGGCUUUAUGCUGAUGAUCUAUUUCCGAUCAAGCAUUAUCAGUGGAAUACAACCGCAGUUAACGCACCGCGAAUUGGGACUGAAGCCGCCAGCAGACCGACUCGUUGUCUUCUUAACCGAUGGAUUUCGUGCUGAAUCGUUUUUUUCGAAUAAAUGUAGCUCAGUGCCGCAGCUACAAGGAAUAUUCAUGGAACAGGGUCUGGUGGGCAUAGCACGCGCUUGUGCACCCACACAAUCUCGACCAGGACACAUUGCCAUUUUUGGUGGCUUUGCCGAGACCUUUCAUGACCCUUCGGCAGCUUUAACAAAUUUCAAAAAAAAACUCACAGUAUUUGAUACGGUAUUCAAUCGCACAAUGGGCGGCACUUGGGGCUGGGGUGGCACUGAUAUUGCAAAUAUAUUUCGACCACUGCCCGAUGGCGGCAAUCCGUUGCGCUUUGAAACAUAUACUAAUCUUGAUUUUACGGGCAGAUUUCAGGCAGAUCAGUGGGUAUUCGGUCGUGUACAAAGCUUCUUCGCCAAUCCAGAAAAAGUCAAGUUAAUGAAUAGUAAAGUACCGACGUUAUUUUAUAUAUAUCUUGGCGAUAUCGACGUUGCUGGGCAUGCAGUUAAGCCGAACUCGAAAGAGUAUUGGAAAACAGUUAACAAAACGCUCAAUGGCGUUGUACAAACGUACAAACUUUUUGAGAGAAUCUUUAAGGAUAAGCGUACUGUUUACUUAUUGACAUCCGAUCAUGGCAUGCGUGACUCGGGCUCCCAUGGCGGCAGCACCUCUGACGAAAUCCAUGUUCCCUUCUUUUUUUGGGGAGCUGGCAUCAAUCGCGUGGGUCCCCACAAUGGAUUAACCUUUGCGGCAAACAGCAGAGGCGAUGUUCUGCCGCUGCAUGAUUUGGAACAAAUCCAAUUGGCUCCACUUAUGUCCGCACUAAUCGGCCUGCCGCCGCCAAUGAAUAACAUGGCGCUGCUACCACAGGGCUACAUGAAUGUGAGCGUGGAGUACGAGGCGAUAUCGAUGCAUUUGAAUACCUUGCAAUUGCUGGCUCAGGUGCGGCAGAUCUACAAGACACAACAUCACGGAAUAUUAUCGAAAUGGCUGCCAAGAUACCAGCUAUUGGAUGGACAACGCGUAGCGCGCUAUAAGUUAAAGUUUGCCAAAGCUAUGGAGCAGCAGUGCUACUUGUCGGCCUUGGAAUUGAGCCGACAAAUGGGCAAGCGAGCGCUGGAGUGCCUGGUGUACUACAGAGAUUACUAUCACAUACCGCUGCUGGUGGGUCUGGCAAUCGCAUCUAUAGGCGUCUUCUGUUUCCUCAUUGCCAGCCAAUCGCGUCAGCCCGUCAAAGCGCGCAACUGGACGUUUUUAACCAUAAGCAGCGCGGUGUUUCUUUCACUGGAGCUGCUGGUCGCUGUGCUGUUGUAUUUGCAGCAUGUGCCCUGCUGGAUAAGCUUCUAUUUCCUGUUGCCAUUACCCAUUUGGUGGUUGGCUCUAGGUGCGCAUGUUCCUGGUGAGCCACUGAUGCGCGCACCCAUUAUACAGCUGCUGUGGAUAUUUGCCGCUUCUGCACUGCUAGUCAGCAGCUUCUUUUAUCCACACUGCAUAGCCUGGGUCUAUUUGGCGGCGAUGGUUGCGCAUAAUCGUCGUGGAUUCGCCAAGCCUUCGGUAAAGUUUUUUGUCUGGCUCGGCCUGGUGGUGCUGCUAACGGCCUGCGCCGCCUAUGGUCCAGAUCUUGGCUACAACCAUCCAUUUAUACUCUACUUCUCAAUGGUGCUGACCAUGCUGCGUCCGCUGGUGUUGAACGAACGUCAUGCCUGGCAUGUCUGGUUGGUGAAUGGCAGCAUGUUGCUGUUGGGCGCAUACGCUGUGGAACAGCGCCGGAAUAACGAGCCCAUUGACUCCAUGUUGCAUAGCAUUUUCUGGUUCUUUCUAUGCUAUGCCACCAUAUCCAUACCUUUUGGCAACACAAGCACGCCACAGCAACGCCAGCAGCUGGUGUUGUUCAAUCUGAGCACAAUUUACACGCUGCUCAGUCUGUCCUGCGAAUCGAUAUUCAUACAGAUUAUGUGCACUGAGUUCUCGCUGGGACUGCAGGUGCACGUAGGCACUAAGGAGCAGCAAAGUGACGAGGAGGAUAGCGAGAGCGAGCAGGUGGAGAAACCGGAUAAGCCAUUGACACCAUUGCAGCAUGUGCAGAAGAGUUAUCUUUGCGCUGGUGCCAUACUGCUCUACACGUAUUUCUCCAGCAUUGCUGUGGGAAACCAGCCCAGCAUUACCUCCUAUGAUCCUAACAUAGCACGCAUCUUUAUCACCGAUUAUUCCAUUACGUUUAUUGGCUUCUUGAUCGUUUUGAAAAUCCUUUUACCCCCGCUCAUCAUUAUAACUACCAUGUUUGCGUUUUACAGCUUUGCCCGUCAGAAUAUUCGUAGCAUCCUCGUCUGCAUGCUGCUCAUCUGCGAUGCCAUGGGCAUUUACUUCUUCAUCUUUGUUCGUAACAGCGGCAACUGGUUGGGUGUUCGCGAUUCAGUCUCAAAUCUAUUUGUUGUGCUUGGCAUACCCUUGGGACUCGUCUCACUUAUCUGGCUGCCUAAAUUCUUCCUUAGUGCCAUUCCCAUGACAAUGCUGCCAAUGCUGCGCUGGAAAAGCGUCCCACUGCCGACUCACACCGGCCAAAGCGAAGCCUGACGAAGUGUGCUUGACAAAAAUUACCAUACAAAAAAUUAUCUAGUGUAAUAUUUAAUAAGUGAAAACAUUGAUUUGAAUCACGGUCAAAAAAAAAACAAGAAAUUUA
This is a messenger RNA of Drosophila busckii, 2925 nucleotides long. Its product is annotated as GPI ethanolamine phosphate transferase 1. The record is from RefSeq and is a predicted model, not a curated record. NCBI's taxonomy places the organism in Eukaryota, Metazoa, Arthropoda, Insecta, Diptera, Drosophilidae. Gene Ontology annotation, biological process: GPI anchor biosynthetic process. The transcript is spliced from 3 exons. Bases 102 to 2819 code for a protein of 905 amino acids. Gene Ontology annotation, molecular function: mannose-ethanolamine phosphotransferase activity. Gene Ontology annotation, cellular component: endoplasmic reticulum membrane.